GUGCUCCCUUUCAAAGGUCUCAGCAUCCCCAUGCUACCUCCUGCCGGCACUUCCACCUGGCUCCCCAAGUUCAGCUCUCGGCUGACUUUACCCUGCCUCCUGCUGUGCAGCCCCAGCCGGGGCUGAUGCCCCACAUGGCCCCUGCACACCAGCACAGCGGCCCCCUGCACCAGUCCCUGGCACCAGUGCCAGCCCUGUCCUUUCAGGAUGUGGCAGGACCCCCCUUCCUACCUCAGGCGCUACACCAGCAAUACCUCCUCCAGCAGCAGCUCCUCGAGGUCCAGCACCGUCGCCUCAUGCCUCAUCCCAGGCGGGUUCAAGAGCACAUCUCUGUCCAGACUCACCGCUUGCACCCCAGCUUCGACUUCAGCCACCAACUGCAAACUCCACAGCCCGUGGGGCCCCAGCCCAGGUACUUGGCCGAAGGCACAGACUGGGAUCUCAGUGUCGACACGGGCCUGGCUCAUGCCCGGUUCCAGGUCCGGCCAGUCCCACAGCCCUAUCAGCAUUACUUGGCUACUCCGCGGAUACACCACUUCCCCAGGAGCACGUCCUCAGCACAGAUGGUUGUUCAUGAAAUCGGAAAUUACCCUUAUCCUCAGCUUCAGCUACUUGCUCUUCAGGGCCCGAACCCAAACAGGCACACAUCCGCUGUGCGAGAAAGCUAUGAAGAGCUGCUGCAGCUGGAGGACAGGCUGGGCAGCGUGAGCCGGGGCGCCGUGCAGAACACCAUCGAGAGGUUCACCUUCCCACACAAGUACAAGAAGAGAAGACUGCAGGAGGGCCAAGCUGAGCAAGAGGAUGGCGAGGAGUCAGACACCGACGAGAAGUGCACAAUCUGUCUAUCCAUGCUUGAAGAUGGAGAAGAUGUGAGGCGUUUACCAUGUAUGCAUCUCUUCCACCAAGUGUGCGUGGAUCAGUGGUUGGCCACCAGCAAGAAGUGCCCAAUCUGCAGGGUGGACAUUGAAACACAGCUUGGCUCGGACAGCUGAAAGAACUGGCCGGAUGCACCAUUUUUCC
Tinamus guttatus (white-throated tinamou) is the source of this 1020-nucleotide messenger RNA. The record is from RefSeq and is a predicted model, not a curated record. NCBI's taxonomy places the organism in Eukaryota, Metazoa, Chordata, Aves, Tinamiformes, Tinamidae.